AUGAGUGGAUUGACGCCUAAUGCCUUUGCGAAUGAGCCCUCGGGGCUGCAAGACGUCUUGGCGUUUAUCGCCGACUUUGAGAUGGAAGACAGUCAUGACAGUGACGACUGGAUGGAGGACGAUGCGUCAAUGUCGGGACAGGGCAAAACACAAGACACUCAACUCGAAGAGCUCUUCGUGGACAGCGGUACAAACAGCAACAAACCGGAUAAGGUGGUGGUACCUUCCAAUGCCACUGUGGCUACGUCAAUAAUGCCUCGGCGACACCGUGUGAGUCGCAAGGAAGAGUUGGAUUAUUUGCGAAAAAAAGUUACAGAAAUGGAAGAUAAACUCGAAAAGCUCAAGAACCAGGGGGAGGGCGAUGGUGCUUCUCCUCCUGUUGCACCUGUGGCCCCAGAGGAUGUACAAGCAGCCAUGCAACUAGAACAGUAUGUUGCAUUAUGGAAGAAGAUGGCUCAGCGACAGAAAAGUCAGCGAGAACUGGUCGAAUCUGAGAACACCAAACUGCGUGAGAAGCUCAAGACGCAAGUGCGCAUGGCCAAGAGCUUGCAGCGUAUUCUACGUAAAAGAGAGCGAGCAGCCGAAGAGAGUCGCCGAAACGGUUUAAACAACUACCCGAAGCUGCUUCGACACUCAUUAUACGCUGUUACGAACGAACGCGUCGCACUCUGCCCUGUGGCGUCAGGUGCCGAGCCAGUUCUGCGCAAGCAAGACGUCAAGUACAAUGACUUCACGGGAAUGUCUCUGGAGUUUCUACAUAGUAAGCUGGUGCCUUUCGAUGUGGCUGCUGUGAAUCGUGCGUCAUGGCGUCAUAUGAGCGAGCCUGGUAUCAAGUUCAACGCAUACUUUGAAGAGUCUGCUAAUAUGACAGAAAACACGGUAAUGCGGAAGUUUGGCGUCGAGAUUAAGCUGGACACGCGUACUGCCAAGAUGGGCGGAAGGCAAGCUAUCCGCCGAUACGUCGAAAGCGACCGCAUAGUGGUCGUGCGCGAGUCCAUCAUCGACCGGGCGGAGCUUGGAGGCGCUGCUGCUCCAGGAUUUCGAGACGUUGGCUGGCUUGUGUUGAAAGAUGUGACGGGCCAAACCUCGGCUUCCGGGCCCAUGACACUAAUUAAAUCAUACUCGACACUCACCCCCGACUUGGACUUGGACUCGACGUGGGAAGUGGCUCGGGACACGAAGAAGUCCCCCGGGCGACCGCGAGUUAGUCGCAAAGAGGAACUCGAGUACUUGCGCUUGAAGGUGACGGAGAUGGAGAAUAAGCUGCACGAGUUGAAAGAGAAGCCACACAGUGCUUCUCCUCAUCCGAUGACCAUUAACAACCAACAACUUUCAAUGGAGGUCGAUAAUUCCAUUGCUCUUUGGAAGACCAUGGCUGAGCGUCAGAAAGCCCAACGUGAGCAGGUCGAGGUUGAGAAUGCCAAGCUACGCGAGAAGCUCAAGACUCAGGUUCGAAUGGCGAAAAAUCUCAAGCGGAUCCUCUCCAAGCGCACGCGAGGUUUCGAAAGCCCCGAAGAGAACGAAGCCACUGUUGCGCGGUGUGAAUAG
This is a messenger RNA of Phytophthora infestans T30-4, 1548 nucleotides long. RefSeq lists its product as uncharacterized. Lineage: Eukaryota; Oomycota; Peronosporomycetes; Peronosporales; Peronosporaceae. The transcript is spliced from 6 exons. Bases 1 to 1548 code for a protein of 515 amino acids. The record is from RefSeq and is a predicted model, not a curated record.